UAGGGUUUUGCCGAAACAAGAAAAAGAUCCUAGGCCCGUAUAUAUUCUUCUUUUAGGGCAGUCAGUGCCAGGGCGAGCGCAAGUAGGCGGCGACACCACCGGCAAGCCUCCUGUGUGCUACUCGUUCCCCUCGCGCUCGCUAGCGGCGGCUAGGGUUUCAAGGAUGAGUAGCGAGCAGGGCGCUGGAGGCGGCGGCAACGGCGGUGGCAAGGAGCAGCAGAUUUCGGCCUUCUCGGUGGGGGAUUUGGGCGGCGCGUUGCCUGGCGGCACUGGAACUUUCACCGCGGCGGACCGCGCGGGGCUCGUCAAUGCGCUCAAGGACAAACUCCAAUAUCUUGCUGGGCAGUCUUCAGGUUAUGUGGAAUCGCUGAGCCCGAAAGUGAAGAAGCGGGUCCAAGCACUGCAGGAUUUGCAGAAACAACACGAUGAGGUUGAGAUGAAGUUUAGAGAGGAGAGGGCGAUUUUGGAGGCAAAGUAUCAGAAGCUUUAUGCUCCCUUCUACGCGAAGCGAUUUGAAAUUGUCACCGGUGCUGUGGAUGUUGACGACAACAAGGGCGAGGCCGAAGCCGAAGCUAAGACCGAAGAAGGUUUGGCUAAGUUCCUUCUUUCACGGGUGUGUUCUUACCUUGUUUCUUCUUUAUCUAUUGUAGAGAAUGGGGUCCCGGAAUUCUGGCUCACGGCUAUGAAGUCCAAUGAAGUUCUGGGCAUGCAAAUUACUGAACGAGACGAGGGAGCACUAAAGUUCCUGAAGGAGAUUAAGUGGUGCAACUUGGAAAGCCCGAAAGGGUUCCGUCUUGAUUUUUACUUCGAUACGAAUCCCUACUUCAGGAAUUCAGUGCUGAGCAAGACGUACCACAUGGUGGACGAGGACGAGCCUAUCCUUGAGCGUGCUAUCGGGACGGAAAUCGAGUGGCAUGCCGGGAAGAAUCUAACUCAGAAGAUUUUGAAGAAGAAGCCAAAGAAGGGAGCGAAGAAUACCAAGCCGGUCACAAAGACAGAACAGUGUGACAGCUUCUUCAACUUCUUCAGUCCGCCUCUAGUGCCAGACGACGAUGACGACAUCGAUGCGACUGAUGCUGAACAACUGCAGGACUUGAUGGAACAGGACUACGAGAUUGGAUCGACCAUCAAGGAGAAGAUUAUUCCCCACGCAGUUUCGUGGUUCACUGGCGAGGCCUUGCAAGGGGACGAGUAUGAAGACGUGGAUGACGAGAACGACACGGAAAGCGAUGACGAGGAGGAGGACGAUGAGGAGGAGGAGGAUGAGGAGGACGAAGAGGAGGAAGACGAAGGAAGCGCACGCAAGCCGGCGGCUCCUCGGACAAAGGCUGCGGUGAAGAAGCAGGCUAGUGGCGACCAGCCCCCAGAAUGCAAGCAACAGUGACAAACCGGUUGUCAUCCUACUCACAGGCAGUUUGGUAUUUCCAUUUGUUUUGGAGAGUCAUGAAGUUUCUCGAAUUUUUGUAGACGGCAUCUAUGUUUAAGUUCGAUGAUUUCUCUA
Selaginella moellendorffii is the source of this 1501-nucleotide messenger RNA. Its product is annotated as nucleosome assembly protein 1;1. NCBI's taxonomy places the organism in Eukaryota, Viridiplantae, Streptophyta, Lycopodiopsida, Selaginellales, Selaginellaceae. The transcript is spliced from 11 exons. Gene Ontology annotation, molecular function: histone binding; chromatin binding. Gene Ontology annotation, biological process: nucleosome assembly. The coding region runs from base 164 to 1384 and encodes 406 amino acids. The record is from RefSeq and is a predicted model, not a curated record. Gene Ontology annotation, cellular component: nucleus; chromatin.